UUUUUUUUUACCACACGCCAUUAUAAAUCUCCCCAUCCAUCGUCGCAUACUUCUUGUCAGUCUUCUACAUUUACAUAAUAAUACCGACGAGGAUGUUGCAACUCAUAAAAAACUGUAGUUAUUGGCAGGUUAUCAACCAACAAUUUUGCUCAUACAAAGUCAAGACACCAACAGGGAAUUUUUGCAGGAACGAAUACAAUGCGACGGGUCUCUGCAACCGUCAAUCCUGCCCUCUCGCCAACUCUCGAUACGCUACAGUUCGUGAGCAGAAUGGAGUGAUCUACUUGUUUUGGGAGAAGAUCAAGUUGUCCAAAAACUAUGCACAGGCACUGGAGCAAAUUGAUAAGGAAUUGAUCUACUGGCCUAACUUUUCGAUCCACAAGUGUAAGCAGCGUCUGACAGAGAUUACACAAUACUUGAUCAAGAUGCGUAAACUAAAAUUGAAAGCGGAUGAGAGACCCAAGCUGGUAGGGAUCAAGAAAAAAGUUGAGCGGCGGGAGGCCAGGAGAGAAGCCAAGGCAGAAGCUGCAGCGAGAUUAGAUAAGGCGAUCGAGAAGGAGCUACUGGAUCGACUGAAGUCACAUGCAUACGGCGAUGCACCCUUGAAUGAGGAAGAGGAAGAGGAUGAAGAACGCGAGUUUGUUUCGGAUCAAAGCGAGGAUGAGGAAGAUAUGGAAGACAUGUUUGAGAAGGAAUAUGAGCACGAGACUGUGGCUCUAUAAACAAUUUUUUUUUAUCGUUUAUCAUCAUUUCGACAGCCAUACAUACAUAUCCAUCAUAGCCACCGUGAAACAUAUAUAUACAUAUACUGCAUUGAACGACAAAUAAUAACAUUAUAGCAAACAAUGGCUUAAAUGGAAACAGCU
Messenger RNA from Lobosporangium transversale, 866 nucleotides. Its product is annotated as ribosomal L28e protein family-domain-containing protein. The transcript has 6 exons. NCBI's taxonomy places the organism in Eukaryota, Fungi, Mortierellomycota, Mortierellomycetes, Mortierellales, Mortierellaceae. The record is from RefSeq and is a predicted model, not a curated record. The coding region runs from base 93 to 722 and encodes 209 amino acids. Gene Ontology annotation, biological process: maturation of LSU-rRNA; maturation of 5.8S rRNA. Gene Ontology annotation, cellular component: preribosome, large subunit precursor; nucleolus.